This is a messenger RNA of Emericellopsis atlantica, 1527 nucleotides long. Its product is annotated as ribonuclease III domain-containing protein. The record is from RefSeq and is a predicted model, not a curated record. Gene Ontology annotation, molecular function: ribonuclease III activity; double-stranded RNA binding. Gene Ontology annotation, biological process: primary miRNA processing; rRNA processing; regulation of gene expression. The transcript has a single exon. Gene Ontology annotation, cellular component: nucleus. NCBI's taxonomy places the organism in Eukaryota, Fungi, Ascomycota, Sordariomycetes, Hypocreales, Bionectriaceae. Bases 254 to 1381 code for a protein of 375 amino acids.
CCAGCCACGCACCCUGAGCCUAGCCUGAGCCAGCCAGCCAGCCAGCCAGCCAGGCCAGGCUCACACGACUCCCAGUCCCAGAACGCGGCCGCAGAACUUUUUCGCGAAAGUGCAUCUCGACUCGACCUGCAGCUCCAGCCAACGUCAACGACAUCCCGACCACGUACCGACCCCCGGCCAUUCGAGGCCAUCUGUGCUGGCCUAGAUUCUGUACCAUUUUCUUUUUCUCCGUGUAGCACAUUCGACCAUUCAAAUGAAGCGGUUACGGCCCUCACGAUGGAACGCAGGGCAACUGCUCCAGGCUCGUGCCGCCAGCGCACCUCUACCCCCUAGACGACCAUUCCUGCACCAGUGCCAAUUGCGAUGCCUCGAGACCGAAACGUCCCCCGCCGAGACGACGGCGAUACCGGCGAACAUGACAUCGAGCCUGGACGGCGGCGCCGGCGGCCCCAGCAGCAGCCGAUCGAGGAUAUCCCCUAAACUCUCCGCCCUCCACGCCCGUCUCUCUCUACCAAAGACCCUUCCUCUCCCCACCCUCGCCCGCGCUCUCAUCACCCCGUCCGCCAACAGAGACCACGGCGCCAACAACAAGAGCCUGGCCGUCCUCGGCGUCUCGAUCAUCAACUACCACGUCACCGAGUACCUGCUCUGCAAGUGGCCCCGUCUGCCCAUGGGCGUCAUGUACCAGGCACUGCGAGGCUACGUCGGCCCCGAAUCGCUUGGCGAGAUGGCCAGGCGAUGGGGCGCCGAGGCCGCACAUGCCCCCGGCCCCGAGGUCGACCCGGGUCUGCUGCAGUGGGAGCCCACCAGGAUCGUGCCCGGGGAGAACUGGGGUGGUUACCUCACCCGGGAGGAGCUGUCAGGGUUCGACCGCAGGGCAGGCGACCUCGACGUCCACAACGGUCCCCAGAAGAUUGAGCAGUGGGAGAACCACGCGUUUGCCUCGUUCGCCCAGGCGCUGGUCGGGGCCAUCUACAGCCACAGCGGCCGCGAAGCCGCCAAGCAGUUCGUCGAGUCGCACAUUCUGAGCCGCCAGCUCGAGAUGGGCACGCUCUUCAAAUUCGUCAACCCCCUGCGCGAGCUGUCCCUGCUCUGCAAGCGCGAGGGGUUCGAGGCGCCGAUUGCGCGCCUCGAGUCCGAGACGGGUCGCAUGUCGCGCACGCCCGUCUUCCUGGUCGGCAUCUACAGCGGCAAGGAGAAGCUCGGCGAGGGUGCAGGGUCGAGUCUGCAGAUGGCGAGGAAGAAGGCGGCCAUGGCCUCGCUGAAGGCGUGGUACCUCUACAGCCCUGGGAAUAAAGUACGGGUGCCCAGCGAUAUGUUCAAGAAGGGCGCGGCGAAAUGGAGGGCGCCACACAUUGAUUGUGGUGAGGUGAUCACAUAAAGAAUCACGACGGGAACGACAAGGUCAUGUGUGUGUGUGUACAACAACAAGAUGUGAGAAGAUCUAGCCGUCGGGCAUUUUGCACGGUGCAUGGGGAUACCGGAGCAUGUCAAAUCUGUAUAAAUACAUUGUAGAGCAAGGAGAGA